Molecule: messenger RNA, 2824 nt
Organism: Brassica napus (rape)
Lineage: Eukaryota; Viridiplantae; Streptophyta; Magnoliopsida; Brassicales; Brassicaceae
Product: nuclear poly(A) polymerase 3
Exons: 11
Coding region: 867-2408 (513 amino acids)
Cellular component (GO): nucleus
Molecular function (GO): RNA binding; poly(A) RNA polymerase activity
Source: RefSeq, a predicted model, not a curated record
GCAUAAUAAUAUUAUAAAACAUCAUUUGUUGUUACAUAAUAUAUACUAAUUAUUAUUUAUGACAUUAUUGAAACUAUAUUAUUUUAAAAUAUAACUUUUAUAAUUUUAUCACAUUACAUUUGAUUUUCAAUUGAUUUAUCUUGGAGGUGGGUGUAUUAAUUUAUUACUGUGAGAAAAUUAGUAAAUAUAAUAAUAUUAAAAUAUGAUACUCUUAGUAAUAAAAAAAAUAUUAGUUAUUCUUGCUUUAAAUUUUCUUCAACUAUAUCAAAUUGAAAUAAAAAUAAAAUAGAAAAAUACAAAUCAUUAUAUUUUCCUUAAUUUUUUAAUUUCAUAAUUUUGUGUUCUUUAACAAAAUUUCAGCUGGCACCAACAAAAUUUAAUAAAAUUUGCAAUAUGAUCUUAUAAUAAAAACAUAUUAUAUUUGCUAUUUUCAAUAUAAAAUAAAAUUUUAAAUGAUUUAUAAAUAUUAUAUUUUAAUAUAAAAAUAGUUUUAAUGUAAAUUCACCCGUUCUACGGGCGGGCCAACCCCUACUAUUGGAAAAAAAUUGGUACAAGGUCCAUAAUCUAACUGGGGCUAUACGGUACUUCUGCAAUGGAUGCAAGGAGUCUUUCAAAUUAAAUGUUGAAGAGAAAAAAGUUAAUAAAUACAAUUAAAAGACACAUAAAUGCCACGUAUUAAUAAUAAGGCGGGGGGCCGAAUCUAUCAUGCGCUGGAGUUAGGUAAUAUAUAAAAGUCGUUUCAACUUUCAAGUUCAAAAACAAAAAGACCACGGCCGAGGGACGACGCCCCAAGAAAACGGCGGCAUCACCGAAUCUUUUUCUCUCUUUUUUCCCCCGAAAAAAAAUUCAGACGAUCAUCCCUGCACAUGAGAAGAGGAGGCGAGAGAUAUACAGGUUUGCCUCCUUACAUGGCUGAAUUAGAACAAGAAUGCUCUGUUUCGCUUCGUCAGCUUAUGGUGAAUGAAGGACUCAUUCCAUCUCCUGAAGAUGACAAGAAACGAAGAAGUGUUAUUCAUAUGCUACAAAGGAUAGUAGUGAGAUGGAUUAAGAUCGUUGCUUGGAAACGACGUCUUCCUCAACAUCAUAUCAACGCAACCAACGCCACCAUAAUCCCUUAUGGAUCCUAUGGUCUUGGGGUUCAUGGUUCUGAAUCAGACAUUGACGCUUUGUGCAUUGGUCCUUUCUUCGCCACUAUAACCGAGGAUUUUUUCAUCGACUUGCAUGAUCUGUUAAAAAGUAGAGCCGAAGUUUCCGAGGUUCACUGUGUUAAAGAUGCUAAAGUCCCUCUCAUCCGCUUCAAGUUUGAUGGCAUCUUGGUUGAUCUUCCAUACGCUCAGCUUCGAGUCUUAUCAAUCCCAAACAUGGUAGAUGUGCUGAACCCUUUCUUCUUGAGAGACAUUGAUGACACGAGCUGGAGAAGCUUAUCUGGAGUUCGCGCAAAUCAAUGCAUCCUUCAGAUAGUGCCUUCCGUUGAGUUGUUUCAAUCAUUGCUGCGGUGUGUGAAACUAUGGGCAAAGAGGCGUGGUGUAUACGGUAACUUGAAUGGGUUCCUUGGAGGAGUUCAUAUGGCUAUCCUUGCAGCGUUUGUCUGCGGAUAUAACCCCAACGCUACGUUGAGUUCCCUUGUGGCGAGUUUCUUCAGCACGUUUGCUUAUUGGCAGUGGCCUACACCAGUGGUGCUUCUGAGGGAUGCUUACGCAGCUACUGGCUCUCCUCCAGGGCUAAUGCCUAUCCAGUUGCCUUGCGGUGGACGUCAGUACUGCAACUCCAACGUAACGAGGAGCACGUAUUGCAAGAUCAUGUCAGAGUUUCACCGAGGGCAUCAUUUGACUAAGGGUUACUUGAAACAUGGCUUUAACUGGAACAGUUUGUUUGAGCCUUAUCCGUAUGCAACCACGUACGCUUGGUUCGUCAAGAUACACCUCUCUGCUUCUAAUGAGGAAGAUCUGAGUGAUUGGGUUGGUUGGGUUAAGUCACGUUUCCGCUCUCUACUGAUCAAAAUAGAGGAAGUCUUUGGACUUUGUGAUCCAAACCCAACAGAGCAUUUAGAAGCCUGUGAGAAACAGCCAAACAUUGUAUACUACUGGGGGUUACAUCUCAGAACCGUAAAUGUUUCAGACAUUGAAUCCGUGGAGACAGACUUUCUGAAGAAUGUCAACAACAGCGGAAGCUUCCAAGGAUCAGUUGGUGGAAUCCAGUUGUCAGUUGUGCAAACGUCUCAGCUUCCUAAGAAUGUUGAGUGUGAUACAAGUAACAGAAACAAGAGGGUGACAAGGACGUGUUGGAGAGUCCGGGAUGAUAACCACUGCAAGGAUAAACCGGUUUACUCAAGGCAUUUGCCUGGUUAUGUGGUUGGGUAUGAGAAGAUUAAUGACAGAGACGCUGAGAGUACUGAUGUUAAGUGUUAGGUUGUGUUAGUAAUGAUGGUUCUACUUCUUGUAAACACUUUGUUUUUCUUUAGUUUUAGGCUUUAAAUUGUGUGCUAAUGAUUCCAGGAAGGAAACUAGAUUGACUUUUAUAACUCUCUGAUUUGUUGUAAAUGUCUCUUGACCAAUCCAAACUGUUUGCAAAAAAAAGGAAAAAAAAACAAGAUUCUCUAAAAAAAGGUGUGAAUGAAACAUACUUCAAUGUACUAAUUGUCCACUACUAUAUAUUUUAUUUGAUUUAAAGGCCAACCAAUUAUCCAGCAACAGUGAUACUAUAGUUCAAUGUAAGAUGACAACUGCAAACAAUUCAAAUUGAGAAAAAGACUGAAUAAAUUAAGCAAGAGAAGAGAGGAAGAGGCAUGUUCAGAAGUUGAAGAUGGCAGCACCACUUGAAGGCU